AAGUGUCUGCGAAGUACGCAUGGCGUAGAGCUGCAUCGGCAUCGAUUCUUCCUGCUGGAUUGCAAACAAGAAGUUUCUGCAAAUACUUCGAGUUUGAAAUGUUCGCAUCUGACGUGAAGCAUGAUAAAAUUGCGAAAAUCCCCCUCUACACAGAUGACGAUUUGGACUUUAUAAAAGUCGAUAUUCUCGAUGAAAUGUAUAAAAAAAGCUACUCAAUAUUCAACGAACUGCGAUCGAAAUGUCAGCUCUGCGAUGUGGCCUUGUUGGUUGAAAAUCGAAAGCUAUCAGCACACAAAGUAAUACUCGCAGCCACAAUUCCAUAUUUUCGCGGUAUGUUCACAUUGGAUUUGAUGGAAGCCAACAUGAAAGAGAUAAAUAUUGAAGAUAUGAACUACGAAACUGUGGAUGCUCUUCUGUCAUUUGCGUAUACCGGAGAAUUGAGAAUAACCACAAGCAACGUUCAAUCAAUAAUGUUAGGAGCAAACUUUUUCCAAAUGCUGGAAGUUGUGCAACAUUGUGGAAACUUUCUCCUGACUCGUCUUCAUCCGUCAAAUGCACUUUCAAUUCGAGAAUUUUGUAAAAUGAUGUGCGUCGAGGAGAAGAUUACAGAAAUGACUGAUGACUAUAUACAGAAACAUUUCAUGGCAGUAUCCAAAGAUGAGGACUUCAAGAGACUAUCACUAGAAGAUGCAAUUGAAUUGUUAAGAAAUGAUCAUUUAUACGUGGAUUCUGAAGAACAAGUGUAUGUCGCUGCGAUGGAAUGGUUAAAUUGUGAUGUGAUCAGACACGAACAGGCAGCGAAAAUUCUCCCAUGUGUUCGUCUUCCACUUCUCAGCCCAACAUAUCUUUCCUCAAUUGUCGCUUCGAAUCCAAUUAUUAAAAAAGAUAUUCCAUGUCGGGAUUUGAUCGACGAAGCAAAAGACUAUCAUCUCCUUCCCGAUCGUCGAUCACUCAUUAAAUCAUUCAAAUGUACUCCUAGAUUGUGCCAAAUCGUACCCGGAUUAAUAGUUGCCAUUGGUGGACUGAUGCAUCAAAGUCAAUCGAAAUCUUCUGUUGAAAUCUAUGAUCCAACCUCCAAGAAAUGGUCGCCAAUCGAUGGAAUGGUCACUUUGAGAACUCGUGUCGGAGUUGCUGUUAAUCAGAGACAGGUCUACGCGAUUGGAGGGUUUAAUGGUCAGGAUCGGCUUGAUCUUGUUGAAAAGUUCGAUUACGACACGUUGAAGUGGACUACGCUGUCACCAUUGACAAGAAAACGUUCUGCUCUGGCGGCUGCAUUCGUCACAAAUCGUUUAUAUGUGUGUGGUGGAUAUGAUGGUCUACAUAGUCUUUCUUCAAUUGAAAUUUACGAUAUUAAUCGAAAUGUCUGGGAAGCCGGACCACCAAUGGAAAAUAUGAGAAGUGCCGCUGGAGUUACUGUUAUUGAUAAACAUAUUUAUAUUUGUGGUGGCCACGAUGGAAUGCAAAUCUUCGCAUCAGUCGAACGAUUGGACACAGAAAAUCAACAAUGGGAACGAAUUCCUUCAAUGAUUCAGCAAAGAUGCCGAUUUGGAGCUGCCACGUUCAAAGGAAAAAUCUACGUGGCUGGUGGAUACGAUGGAACUUCAUUCCUUAAAUCUGUUGAAGUUUAUGAUCCAGUUGAGAAGAAAUGGUCUCCAGUGUCACCGAUGAAUAUGAGAAGAAGCCGGGUGUCACUCGUAUCAACUAACGAGGGAUUAUUCGCAGUUGCAGGAUUCGAUGGCGAGAACAACUUGUGCAGUAUGGAACAAUACGAUGACGUCACAGAUUCAUGGACCAUUGCAACUGCUCUCACUUGUCAUGAAGGUGGUGUGGGUGUCGGUGUGAUACCGAUGCCACCUCAUAUGUUGUGAAAAUUGUGAUUUUUGUAAAUAAUAAAGUAUUGAAUGUU
Messenger RNA from Caenorhabditis elegans, 1906 nucleotides. RefSeq names its product BTB domain-containing protein (gene kel-3). Lineage: Eukaryota; Metazoa; Nematoda; Chromadorea; Rhabditida; Rhabditidae. The record is from RefSeq and is marked reviewed. The transcript has 11 exons. The coding region runs from base 99 to 1868 and encodes 589 amino acids.